Messenger RNA from Sciurus carolinensis (gray squirrel), 954 nucleotides. It is a transcript of the gene Sun3, whose product is annotated as Sad1 and UNC84 domain containing 3. Gene Ontology annotation, biological process: nuclear envelope organization. The record is from RefSeq and is a predicted model, not a curated record. Bases 172 to 954 code for a protein of 260 amino acids. The transcript has 9 exons. Gene Ontology annotation, molecular function: protein-membrane adaptor activity. NCBI's taxonomy places the organism in Eukaryota, Metazoa, Chordata, Mammalia, Rodentia, Sciuridae. Gene Ontology annotation, cellular component: nuclear envelope; meiotic nuclear membrane microtubule tethering complex.
CGAUCAUGGAAGAUUAUCCUAAGUAUAACGUUUGUAGUUACUUUUCUUCUUGUGGGACUUCUAAACAACCAGUGGCUUAAAGAAACAGAGUUUCAUCAGAAAUCCAGACACUUAUAUGCCAUAAUUGCAGAAUAUGGUUCAAGACUUUAUAAUUACCAGACCAGACUUCGUAUGCCUAAAGAGCAACUGGAACUCUUGAAGAAGGAAAGCCAGACCUUGGAAAACAAUUUUCGUGAAAUUCUAUUUUUAAUUGAACAAAUAGAUGUUCUGAAAGCAUUGCUUAGAGAUAUGAAAGAUGGCACACACAAUUACAGCUGGAACGUCCACGGAGAUGCUGCCCAGGACCAGGAUAGCACAGAGGUGCUCGAUGAGGAAAUGUCAAACUUGGUACAUUACGUACUUAAAAAGUUGAGAGGGGACAUGGUACAGAUGGCUGAUUAUGCCCUGAAGUCAGCUGGAGCCUCCAUCAUUGAAGCUGGGACUUCGGAAAGUUACAAAAAUAAUAAAGCAAAACUAUACUGGCAUGGGAUAGGGUUCCUAAAUUAUGAGAUGCCUCCAGAUAUUAUUCUUCAGCCAGAUGUCCAUCCUGGAAAAUGUUGGGCCUUUCCAGGUUCCCAGGGUCAUAUUCUAAUCAAGCUUGCCAGGAAGAUCAUACCAACCGCUGUUACCAUGGAGCACAUCUCAGAGAAGGUGUCACCCUCAGGAAACAUCUCCAGUGCACCCAAGGAAUUUUCUGUCUAUGGCAUCGCAAAAAAAUGUGAAGGAGAAGAAGUUUUCCUAGGUCAGUUUACAUACAACAAGACAGAAACCACCGUUCAAACAUUUGAACUCCAGCAUGAAGUUUCUGAACCGUUAUUAUGUGUGAAUCUUAAAAUCCUCAGCAACUGGGGACACCCGAAGUACACUUGUUUGUAUCGAUUCAGGGUUCAUGGUGUCCCCAAUGAUCACACCUAA